CCUACAUAAUAAAAUAGAAUGUCUACCGUUGCUGCCUAAUUUUAAAUUUUUACUAAUGGAAUCCGGAUUAACGCUGCAAUCGCUUCGCAACGGAAAGACGUGGAAUAUUUCGGAUUCUGAAAGAAUGGGUUGCUGUAGAGAUGUUUCAAGCUUUGAAAAGCUCAAUAGAAUUGGGGAGGGGACGUACGGAAUUGUCUAUAGAGCCAUGGAUAGAGAUAGUGGGGAGAUAGUGGCCCUGAAGAAAAUGAGGAUGGAGCAGGAAAAAGAAGGAUUUCCUGUCAGCGGUCUCAGAGAAGUUAACAUACUGCUUAACCUCCGACACCGAAAUAUCGUGCAACUCAAAGAAAUUGUCGUUGGCAAGCAUCUAGAUAGUAUCUUUUUACUGAUGGAGUACUGCGAGCAAGAUCUGGCCAGCCUCCUCGACAACAUGCAAAAACCUUUCGAAGAGUCACAGGUCAAGUGCAUCAUGCAGCAGGUCCUUGAGGGUCUCCAGUAUCUACAUCAGAAUUACAUCGUCCAUAGGGAUUUAAAAGUUUCGAACCUCCUACUAACUGAUAGAGGCUGCGUUAAGAUUGCUGACUUUGGAUUGGCUAAGAAGUAUGGAGUGCCCUUGAACCCAAUGACCCCGAAGGUCGUGACCUUGUGGUACAGGGCGCCCGAAUUGUUGUUUGGUUCAAAAAUUCAAACAACUGCCAUUGAUAUGUGGGCUGCCGGAUGUAUAUUGGGUGAGUUGUUGGUGCACAAACCCUUACUACCUGGUCGAACGGAGAUCAACCAGAUCGAACUCAUCAUCGACAUGUUUGGCACACCCACCGAACAAAUAUGGCCGGGUUUCUCCAAUUUGCCAGUUCUUGGAAACUUUACCCUAAAAAGACAACCGUAUAAUAAUCUAAGACAUUCUUUGCAAUGGAUUUCGGAAGCCGGCCUGAGAUUGCUAAAUCAUUUGUUUAUGUAUGAUCCAACGAAAAGGGCUUCUGCAAUUGAAUGCUUAGACUCGUCUUACUUCAGGGAACAUCCGUACCCCUGUGAGCCUGAUUUGAUGCCAUCUUUCCCUAGGUACAGAAACAUGAAGAGGAAGACUGCUGCCACUGAAGUUAAGGAGAAGGAGUCGUUGUCGAAAAAUCAAGAGCCUUCAAAUUCGGCUGCAAAGGCUAAAAAAUUUAAAAGAUGAAUUAUAUAUAUAUAUAUAUAAGAUGAAUUAUAUAUAUAUAUAUAAAAGAUGAUAUAAUUUGUUGACCCAUAUACAGUGUACAUAAAUAUCAUUUUAUUUUAAAUAAAAAUGACGUUUUGUGGUUGUACAGAUAAUAAAUGAAUAAUUAAAUGAAUUAAUAAAUAAAUGAAUGAAUAAAUUGACUAAAGAUUGUUGUUAAUUCUUCUGAAUUUUGAAAAGACUAUGUCUGACCUUUAACCUUUAUUAUUAUUACUUUGUACAGUUAAUAAAUAGUAUAUAAUAAAUGAUAAUAAAUAAAAUAUUUAACUGAAUAAAUAAAUACAAAU
Molecule: messenger RNA, 1497 nt
Organism: Helobdella robusta
Lineage: Eukaryota; Metazoa; Annelida; Clitellata; Rhynchobdellida; Glossiphoniidae
Exons: 15
Coding region: 56-1171 (371 amino acids)
Biological process (GO): regulation of mitotic cell cycle; protein phosphorylation
Cellular component (GO): nucleus
Molecular function (GO): cyclin-dependent protein serine/threonine kinase activity; ATP binding
Source: RefSeq, a predicted model, not a curated record